AUGGCGGAGGUAAUCGGCCUCGCAGCUUCGAUCAUCCAGAUCGGAGCAACAGGCCUGAAGCUUUCAGAAACAUUGUACCAGUAUGCCGAAACGGUUGCGUCUGCUGACAAACGUGUUGGCGAUAUAGCACUUGAAGUAAACCUCACGUCGUCCCUGAUCAAGGAGCUGGGUACGAUCUUCAAUGAGAAACGCAAUGUGUCUUUGCUGUCGCAAGAUGCAGUCAAGACGGCCAAUACGACGAUCAAGGCUUGCGAAAAUGUUUUCGUGAAAAUGAGCGCGGAGGUGAACAAGACGAAUAAAAACAAGCUAGGAAAAUUCACGCUGCCGUUUCGGGAACCUAAGAUCAAUCUUUUGAGGACACAUCUUGACAUGCUGAAAAAUACACUGCAGCUGUUAUUGGGGGUGCUGAAUCUUGCUCAUUCAAAGCUCACACACGACGAUCGCCGGGUAGAACAAAAACUUCGCGAGCAGAUCAAGACUUUAUUACUCGAGAAGAAAAAAUCUACUAAGCGAUACGAAGAGUCGUUGAAAAACUAUAACAGGUAUGUAUCAGUUAUGAGAUCCAAAAUUCGGCUUCUUCUAAUUGAUUCUGACGACGAAUGGGAAGAGCAACCAAGUCACAAACCUUCCUUAGAUAGCCCAAAGGAUGGGACUAUUUCCAUAUCUCAAAUCAGUACAACAAUAACGACUGACAAUCUUGCACAAUGCGUCCAACAUGUCCAAACUCUCCUCGGAGAUAUCGAGAGACUACAGCAGGUACUCGCAAAAGCAGAAGCUGGUGUGGAUCAUUCAGAACAUCAUCAAGCCAUCAUCGGAUCGUAUCUACGGACCAAAGACCAUCUCGAUGGUAUUUUCUUAGGCAAUCCAAAA
This is a messenger RNA of Aaosphaeria arxii CBS 175.79, 870 nucleotides long. RefSeq lists its product as uncharacterized. The annotation marks the transcript as partial. The record is from RefSeq and is a predicted model, not a curated record. NCBI's taxonomy places the organism in Eukaryota, Fungi, Ascomycota, Dothideomycetes, Pleosporales. The transcript has 3 exons. Gene Ontology annotation, biological process: regulation of DNA-templated transcription.